AUUACGUAAAAGAAAAUAGUGUUUAUUAGAGGAACAAUUUCAUAAAUAAUUAUGUUAGUUGUAAUUGUAAUUGCUUUUUGUUGUAGUUUUAUUUUUUUCUAUCGGAAAGCUUUAAUAAAUGGAGGGAAAAUGUUUCCAUAUCUCAUCGAAGACAGUAAAAGAUCGUCGAAGUCCCCUUUAUCGUUAAAGGAGAAGGCCAUCGAAGAAUUAAACCAUCGAACCACCAUCAGCCAAGUACCUGUCUUGCUUCCAAAUAUUAGUUUUUUAUCUCAAAAUUCAUCGUCACCCCCUGGUAGUCCACCAAAGUCACCGACACCGAAAAAAGGUUUUCGUAACAGUACCAGCCGAAGAGACUCGUCCAGUUUCGAUUAUAAAUCGGAAGCUGCAAAAAAAGUCGAACUAAUUGCGAAAAACCGAGACGAACGUCGACAACGUCAAGCGGACGAAAAAGCUCAGAAGGACAUGAUGAUCCACCUAGAACAGAACAACCCUUAUUUUGAAUUCGCUCAGAUGAUCAACGAGUUUCGAAGCGCUGUCGAAUUUAGGCCUUUGAGAGAAAAUGAUUCUGUUGUGGAAAAUCAAAUAACUGUUUGUGUAAGAAAACGACCCCUUAACGAAAAAGAAGAACGACGAAAAGAAGUGGAUGUUAUGACUGUGAACACCAAAAACCAGCUAAUAGUCCACGAACCGAAACAAAAAGUGGAUUUGACCAAAUAUUUGGAAAAUCAACAUUUCAGGUUCGAUUAUGUAUUUGAUGAAGGUUGCAACAAUGACAUUGUUUACAAAUUUACUGCCAAACCUUUGGUCAGAACGAUUUUUGAAGGUGGCAUGGCUACUUGCUUUGCCUACGGCCAGACUGGUUCUGGCAAAACUCAUACCAUGGGUGGAGAAUUUCGGGGUAAACAACAAAACUUCAAAAACGGCAUCUACGGUCUAGUAGCAAUCGACGUCUUCAAAUUUCUACGCACCCCAAAAUACGCCCAGAAAAACUUCAUGGUAUCGGCAAGCUUUUUUGAAAUCUACGGCAAAUUGGUCUUCGAUCUCCUAGCCAAAAAACAACGCCUACGAGUGCUGGAAGAUGGCAAACAACAAGUCCAAGUAGUAGGCCUAACAGAAAAGGUCGUUUGCAAAGUGGACGACGUCAUCGAUCUCAUUCAAAGAGGCAGUUUAGAGCGAACAUCCGGACAAACAUCGGCCAAUUCGAAUUCCUCCAGGUCUCAUGCAGUUUUUCAAAUAAUUCUGCGCAAAGUUGGUUCUAAACACGUCGAAGGAAAAUUCUCCUUGAUUGAUUUGGCUGGAAAUGAACGCGGAGCGGACAACAACAAAUCAAAUCGACAAACUAGAAUCGAAGGAGCGGAUAUAAAUAAAAGCUUGUUGGCUUUGAAAGAAUGCAUUCGAGCUUUAGGACGAAGAGGAGCUCACUUACCUUUCAGAGGAAGCAAAUUGACCCAAGUGCUUCGUGACUCAUUUAUAGGUGAAAAAUCUAGAACCUGCAUGAUAGCUCUAAUCAGUCCUGGAAAUUAUUCAGUUGAUCACUCACUUAACACCCUCAGAUACGCUGACAGAGUCAAAGAACUAAUAGCCAAUGAUAAUCCUGAAGAAUUCUCAGACGACGAAGUAAUGAACGAAGACAUAGAUGAAAGCAAUGAAAUUGACGAAGACAUGAUGAGAGAUGAAGAAAAAAGAAUGCAUAUUGCUUCAAUGGAAUGGGAAAUUCUAGAAAGCAAUAGGGACGUCAUAGAAAGUUGCGUGCAUUUUCAUAAUAUGGCUUGCGAAUUGUAUAGGGCCAGCCAGAAAAAUGGUUUCGAUAAACUCGAUUACGCUACCAAUUGGAGAAAUUUACUUGCGGACAUGAUCGACAUUCAAAAAGCGGCUUUGCUGAAAGCCAACGAAUUUUGCAAUACCCUUGAAGGAUCAUUGUAAUGGAUCAUUUUUUUUAUAUAUGUUCAUUUUUUUUUUUUUUAUUUGGUACAUUUAUAUCUAUGCUCGUAUUUUUCAAUAAAAACGAUUGUACUUA
Ceutorhynchus assimilis (cabbage seed weevil) is the source of this 2017-nucleotide messenger RNA. The record is from the annotation of a GenBank genome assembly. NCBI's taxonomy places the organism in Eukaryota, Metazoa, Arthropoda, Insecta, Coleoptera, Curculionidae.